GCAUUAUCGACUCUUCAGAUCCCUCUAGAGCACGAUGCAGCUCGAGACUCUAGCCCUGGAGUGUUGGUUUCUAUUCGGGUCUAACUCAGGGAAUAUCUGCUGAAUCAGUAUCUGAGCAGAACCAGGAAAUUCACCCCAAAGAGGAGAGUCACUGCAUUUAGUCAGUGUCUCUGGAAAAAAGUUAGAUCCAAGAGACAGAAUCCUCUGAUCUGAAAUGUUCUCUUGUGAGAAAUUCUCUGCUGUGCACUCAAAGGAAAGAAAGCACCAGUGGGAGCUUGCUCAUCAAACGUGGUGCGAGUUUAGCUUCUUCUAGAAAAAGCAGCCUGCGUCACAUCGAAGCCAGAUUUGGUUCUUUGCUCUGAGAGCGGUUAGCCCAGUGGAGGGGCUGGCUUCCGUGACAACUGGUGCAGGACCAGGUGCAGUGUGGGUCCCGCAGAUAUGAACUCUGAUAAACAGUGCAUGAGCGCCUACUCUGUGCAAGAAUGGAGAUGAGAGCAGCCCAGCUCCCGCCCUCCUGGGGUUCCCAUUGCAGCCUGAUUAUCUGCCGUCUUCCUGGCAAGGAAGACGUCUCAGAUCCUGCUUCCUUAAAGUGUCUGGGAGGAAGUUAAUAUUUGCCAAUGGACUCCAAAGAAUCCUUAGCUCCCCCUGGUAGAGAAGUCCCCAGCAGUUUACUUGUCCUGGAGAGGGGAAACGUGAUGGACUUUCAUAAAAGCCUAAGGGGAGGAGCUACUGUGAAGGUUUCUGCAUCUUUGUCCUCACUGGCUGCUGCUUCUCAGACAGAUUCCAAGCAGCAGCAGCAGCAGCGGCUUCUCCUUGAUUUUCCAAAAGGCUCAACAAGCAAUGCGCAGCAGCCUGACUUGUCCAAAGCCGUCUCACUGUCCAUGGGCCUGUAUAUGGGGGAGACAGAAACAAAAGUGAUGGGAAAUGACUUGGGGUACCCACAGCAGGGCCAGACUAACCUGUCCUCUGGGGAAACAGACUUUCGGCUUCUGGAAGAAAGUAUUGCAAACCUCAAUAGGUCAACCAGUGUUCCAGAGAACCCCAAGAGCUCAACAUCUGCUACUGGGUGUGCUGCCCCUCCAGAGAAGGAGUUUCCCAAAACUCACUCUGAUGCAUCUUCAGAACAGCAAAAUCUAAAAAGCCAGCCUGGCACCAAUGGUGGCAAUGUGAAGCUGUAUACCACAGACCAAAGCACCUUUGACAUCUUACAGGAUUUGGAGUUUUCUGCUGGGUCCCCAGGUAAAGAUACAAGUGAGAGUCCUUGGAGGUCAGACCUGUUGAUAGACGAAAACUUGCUCUCUCCUUUGACUGGAGAUGAUGAUCCAUUCCUUUUGGAAGGGGAUGCUAAUGAGGACUGUAAGCCUUUUGUUGUACCGGACACUAAACCGAAAAUUAAGGAUACUGGAGAUCCGAUCUUACCAAGCACCAGCAGUGUGACGCUGCCCCAAGUGAAAACAGAAAAAGAUGAUUUCAUUGAACUUUGCACCCCCGGGGUAAUUAAGCAAGAGAAACUGGGCCCAGUUUAUUGUCAGGCAAGCUUUUCUGGGACAAAUAUAAUUGGUAAUAAAAUCUCUGCCAUUUCUGUUCAUGGCGUGAGUACCUCUGGAGGACAGAUGUACCACUAUGACAUGAACGCAGCAUCCCUUUCUGAACAGCAGGAUCAGAAGCCUGUUUUUAAUGUCAUUCCACCAAUUCCUGUUGGUUCUGAAAACUGGAAUAGGUGCCAGGGAUCUGGAGAGGAUAACCUAGCUUCCUUGGGGACUAUGAACUUCCCAGGUCGAUCGGUGUUUUCUAAUGGCUAUUCAAGCCCUGGAAUGAGACCAGAUGUAAGCUCCCCUCCGUCUAGCUCCUCAACAGCAGCGGGACCACCUCCCAAACUCUGCCUCGUGUGCUCUGAUGAAGCUUCCGGAUGUCACUAUGGGGUGUUAACCUGUGGGAGUUGUAAAGUAUUCUUCAAAAGAGCAGUGGAAGGUAGACAGCACAAUUAUCUUUGUGCUGGAAGAAAUGAUUGCAUCAUUGAUAAAAUUCGAAGGAAAAACUGCCCAGCAUGUCGCUAUCGAAAAUGUCUUCAAGCAGGAAUGAACCUUGAAGCCCGAAAAACAAAGAAAAAAAUAAAAGGGAUUCAGCAAGCCACUACAGGAGUUUCACAAGACACUUCUGAAAAUCCUAACAAAACAGUAGUUCCUGCAACAUUACCACAACUUACCCCAACCCUGAUAUCACUGCUGGAGGUGAUUGAACCUGAGGUGUUAUAUGCAGGAUAUGACAGCUCUGUUCCAGACUCAGCUUGGAGAAUCAUGUCCACACUCAACAUGUUAGGUGGGCGCCAGGUGAUUGCAGCGGUGAAAUGGGCAAAGGCAAUACCAGGAUUCCGAAACUUACACCUGGACGACCAAAUGACCCUCCUGCAGUACUCAUGGAUGUUUCUCAUGGCAUUUGCCCUGGGUUGGAGAUCAUACAGACAAGCAAGUGCAAACCUGCUGUGUUUUGCUCCUGAUCUGAUCAUUAAUGAGCAGAGAAUGACUCUACCCUGCAUGUAUGACCAAUGUAAACACAUGCUGUAUAUCUCCUCUGAAUUACAAAGAUUGCAGGUGUCCUAUGAAGAGUAUCUUUGUAUGAAAACCUUACUGCUUCUCUCCUCAGUUCCUAAGGAAGGGCUGAAGAGCCAGGAGUUAUUUGAUGAGAUUCGAAUGACCUAUAUCAAAGAGCUUGGGAAAGCCAUUGUCAAAAGGGAAGGAAACUCCAGUCAGAACUGGCAGCGGUUUUAUCAACUGACAAAACUUUUGGACUCCAUGCAUGAUGUGGUUGAGAACCUCCUUAGCUACUGCUUCCAAACAUUUUUGGAUAAGUCCAUGAGUAUUGAAUUCCCAGAGAUGUUAGCUGAAAUCAUCACUAAUCAGAUACCAAAAUAUACGAAUGGAAACAUCAAAAAGCUUCUGUUUCAUCAAAAAUGACUGCCUUACUAAGAAAGGUUGCCUUAAGAAAGUUGAAUUUAUAGCUUUUACUGUACAAACUUAUCAACUGGUCUUGUAGAUGUUUUGUUGUUCUUUUUGGUUUUGUCUUGUUUUGUUUUAAAUACGCACUACAUGUGGUUUCUAGAGGGCCAAGACUUGGCAACAGAAGCAGUUGAGCCAUCACUUGGAGGUGAUGGGAAGCAGACAGUGAAGUGUAUUGGUUGGUGUAUCACAGAAACUAAAAACAGUUGUGUGGAGGCAUGUCCACUAUCUCCACUCUCGGUGAAGGACCGCACCCAAACCACCAGUGCCCAAAGUCCAUGUGGUCAGCUUUCUGCUCAGACUUUCAGUUGGCUGGAUAAAACUUCUAGACUUUCUGUUGGUGUAUUUUUCCCAUGUAUAGUUAAUAUAGCAUUUUUGAUUUAUGCAUGGAAACCUGAAAAAAGUUUACAAGUGUAUAUCAGAAAAGGGAAGUUGUGCCUUUUAUAGCUAUUACUGUCUGGUUUUAACAAUUUCCUUUAUAUUCAGUGAACUAUGCUUGCUCGUUUUUUCUUAAAUAAUUUUUGUAUUCAAGUUAUUGUACAGCUGUUUAAGAUGGGCAGCUAGUUCAUAGCUUUCCUAAACUCUAAACAUUAAUCUUCUGUGUGAAAAUGGGUUGGUGCUUCUACCCUGAUGGCACUUAGCUAUCAGAAGACCACAAAAAUUGACUCAGAUCUCCAGUAUUCCUGUCAAAAGCUAUUAUUUUGUAUAUAUCUGCUUCCAUGGAGAAUUAGAUAGGUUGUGCAGAUUACCGUCCUAACUGGUGUAGAGCACCUACCUAGUCAGUGACCCUCUGGGUAAACUGUGGAUGACGGUCACAAAAGACUGAUUGUAAGACAGCAACUACCAAAAGGCCCAGUUUGCACCUAAUGCUCCAUCUCUACAAGGGUGAGAUGGCAACAAAGUUUAUAACCAACUCUUUCAGGACCUUCUGGAGUGGUUUGUGUAACAGCUUCAAAUUUAUGAUUCCAGAUCAUGGGACAAAGCGGAGAGAUUUUUUUUUAAAUCAGCCCAAGUUACUUCUCUCAUUAAACUUUACCCCCAAGCUAAUCUCUAAUACAUCAAGAAUGGCUAGACACCCAUUUUCACAUCCCCACCUGUCACCAAUUGGUCUAGCUUUCCUGGUGGUACAGGAAAUCAGCUACUGAUUUUUGUUAUUUAGAACUGAAUGUCAGGCAUCCAUGUUUGUCCAACUACACAUCCCUCCAUGUGCCAUAGCAUUUAACAGAGGUCUUGUGAACUUCUUCACAUUGAGAAUUCUCAUUUUAAACAACAGAAGCUGUAGUAGCCUUUUCUGUGUGCACCUUACCAACUUUCUGUAAACUCAAAGCUUAACACACUUACUAAGCCACAAACAAUUUGAUUUCUACUUAAGGUGGCCAAAUUAUUUGUGUAAUAGAAAACUGAAAAUCUAAUAUUAAAAAUAUGAAACUUCUAAUAUAUUUUUAUAUUUAGUUAUAGUUUCAGAUAUAUAUCAUAUUGGUAUUCACUAAUCUGGGAAGGGAAGGGCUACUGCAGCUUUACAUGCAAUUUAUUAAAAUGAUUGUAAAAUAGCUGUAUAGUGUAAAAUAAGAAUGAUUUUUAGAUGAGAUUGUUUUAUCAUGACAUGUUAUAUAUUUUUUGUAGGGGUCAAAGAAAUGUUGAUGGAAAUCCUAUAUGAUUUAUAGUGUGUGAGAGCAUCCAUACAGGCUUCAGUGGUCUGGGAAGUCAAAACUGCUUUGCUCUAAGCUAGGAAGAGGGAGAUGGAGACUGGCCCUGUGUGCAGUGGGGGUUGUUGAGGCUUUGACCCAAUCAGAUCCCAGGGGACUAAUUCCCCACCUCCCAUUCUAACCAUCCUUAUCCACCUUGACCCUGCCAGUGCAGGGUUAGUUUAUUAAAUCCCCCCUUGCGCUAACAUACAUAAAGAGGACAGAAAGGUGGCGCUUAUGUAGUGGUAGGCACCAUCUAGUAACAGGGUUAUUGCAGCCUCCCCACAGGUUAACAGAAACAGAGGCUUUAGAAGUUUGGCAAUAAUAUGAAUAGAGGUACCAGCAAUAUGUAAAUACUACAGAAUCCCAUAGGUCACCAAUAAUACACUAAUCCUUCCCAUCCUACAAUAGUUUAUUUCCAAGUAAAAUGAGGACAUGUUUGUUUUCUUUGAAUGCUUUUUGAAUGUUGUUAUUUUCAGUAUUUUGCAGAAAUUAUUUAAUAAAAAAAUGUAAUCCUUUGCUUUUUAAAUUCUCUCUAAAAGGGAAUGUUCACUUUGUAAUGGUUUAAAUUGGUCUCAAAGUACUUUAAGAUAAUUGUAACCCAGCUGGAUGUGAAAUUCAUGGUGCCUAAGAAAUACCACUUGAAUAUUAUCAAUGACAGUGUUAAGUUUCAAAAUGAGCUUCUCAAAAAUAGAUUAUUGUACAUUUAUGGAAUGUUAUAUGGUUAAAACCAGAUAGCACAUCACACAAAAAAAUCUACUUUCAGUCCCAACCAGCUUGGCUCUCAAAAAAAAUUACAGCUCCAAAAAAGAAAAAGAUAUAUGUGCUUUGUUAUUAACAGAAGGCAACAGACAUUCAUAAAACUACAAUAGGAAGCUUUCUAUUAAAUGGAUCAAGUGAGCCUUCGCUAUGUAGGAAAGAAGAAAGCGAUCCUCAUUUUGAUUGAGUAGAUGUGAGAAAGCUAUGGUACUGUUUGAGAGCAGCUUCGAUUACUGUGUGUGGUUUCAUACCAUUCCAAACUAUUUAGGUUUAUAAUAACUUCAGUGAGAGUUGGUGAAAUGUCUACAUGACUUACAACAGAUCUUGAAAACUAUCUUUAAUUACUGGUAGGACAAAAAGGGACAUUGUGGGUAUUUUAGGCAUUGACUUGGGAUACUGUAGAAGCAGAAGUUAGAAGACAGGAAGCUUGGGGAAGGGAAGGGAUUGUAAGCCUUCUCUUAGGAAAGACAAAACAACAAGUGAGACCACCCCAAAGGGACAAGGGACAUGUUUAGUGUGUGCAGUCCUUGACGAUGAGCGCAGGGUGAACUCUGGUGAGCAUGUUAAGAAGCCAGCCUCCCCAGCACUGCAGAGUAGGGCCAGGGCAGGGAUGGGACAGGACAAGCAAUUCCAGUUGGCCAUUGGUCUCAGUAUGUGCCCCCUCUUCUGUACUGAGACCGUAUCACCAUGGGAUGAACCGCGGUAUUAUGCUUGCUUCUGUCAACAUUCAAGGAUCAUGGUAGCCUUCAGUGAGCUUUACAUCUUGGUUGGUCACCCAACAAUAAGCUGUAGUUGAAUGUGUUUCUUAUGUGCCUGGUUUCAGUGUUAGGUGAAAUAAAAGUGUGCAAGAGACACUGCAAACCACUUCAGAUGGAAGUUUCCUCACUUUCCAGACUUUCAGUCAGCCUGGUCCAUCAGAGUUGAUGACCAGGUUUUCAGGAAAGGGUUGGCUUCUGUCUAGAACAUGCCUGAAAGGAUUUUAUUUUCUGAUAAAUGGCUGUAUGAAAAUACCCUUCUAAAUAACCUGCUUAACUACAUAUAGAUUUCAGUGUGUCAAUAUUCUAUUUUGUAUAUUAAACAAAUGCUAUAUAAUGGGGACAAAUCUAUAUUAUACUGUGUAUGGCAUUAUUAAGAAGCUUUUUCAUUAUUUUUUAUCACAGUAAUUUUUAAAUGUGUAAAAAUUAAAAACCAGUGACUCCUGUUUAAAAAUAAAAGUUGUAGUUUUUUAUUCAUGCUGAAUAACCUGUAGUUUAAAAACUGUCUUUUUACCUACACAGUGAAAUGUCAGACUGUAAAAUUUUGUGUGGAAAUGUUUAACUUUUAUUUUUCAUUUAAAUUUGCUGUUCUGGUAUUACCAAACCACACAUUUGUACUGAAUUGGCAGUAAAUGUUAGUCAGCCAUUUACAGCAAUGCCAAAUAUGGAUAAACAUCAUAAUAAAAAUAUCUGCUUUUUCA
This is a messenger RNA of Peromyscus californicus insignis, 6896 nucleotides long. RefSeq names its product nuclear receptor subfamily 3 group C member 1 (gene Nr3c1). Gene Ontology annotation, biological process: regulation of DNA-templated transcription; nuclear receptor-mediated glucocorticoid signaling pathway. Gene Ontology annotation, cellular component: nucleus. Gene Ontology annotation, molecular function: zinc ion binding; DNA-binding transcription factor activity; sequence-specific DNA binding. The record is from RefSeq and is a predicted model, not a curated record. Bases 618 to 2954 code for a protein of 778 amino acids. Lineage: Eukaryota; Metazoa; Chordata; Mammalia; Rodentia; Cricetidae. The transcript has 9 exons.